Molecule: messenger RNA, 3750 nt
Organism: Meriones unguiculatus (Mongolian gerbil)
Lineage: Eukaryota; Metazoa; Chordata; Mammalia; Rodentia; Muridae
Gene: Helq
Product: helicase, POLQ like
Exons: 18
Coding region: 201-3407 (1068 amino acids)
Molecular function (GO): ATP binding; nucleic acid binding
Source: RefSeq, a predicted model, not a curated record
GCGAACACGGCCAGGAGGUCAAGCGCGGUACCUCUGUGUUUACGCGCUCCCGGGGCCGGAAGUCACGUGGCACACAGGCUCCACUGCGAAAAGAUGCAGAGCUGAUGCUUGGACCCUCCCUGCUCAGGACCGCGGAGCGGCGACUCUAGCUCGCGUCUGGACCGAGGGCGGCCGGGUCGCAGGGUCGCUCGGCCCUUGUCAUGGAGGACGGCGCUCCCCGCAUCCGCCGGCGGGUGUCUGUCCGCAAAAGAAACCGCGGAAGCCUAGAGAGCCUCUCUGCCGCCCCCGCCCCGGCCGAGCUCCUGCCCGCGGAGGACCCGGAGGAGGAAGAGGCAACCGGGAGCCGCAGACGGAAAACCGGGAGCCCGGAGCCCGCGCAGGAAAAUGACAGUGAGGAAGACAUGUUUGGUGACCACGACAGCUUUACAGAAAAUUCCUUUUUAGCUCAAGUUGAUGACUUGGAACAGAAAUACAUGCAACUGCCUGAACAUAGGGACCACGUUACAGACUCGGCCACCGGAGCUCUCUGUGCAGGAGACACCGGAAAGAAACUCAGUGUGAGUGCUGUAGGUGACUUGACUGCCUCUGUGACUAAUGAGUGUGUACAGAGCCAGAGUGAUGUGCGUGUCCCUGUUGGGCCAGAAGCUGGAAACGACCUCUUGUUUGAUGUGCCUUCUUCUCAGAUUUUAUACUUUGAAAGUAUGCAAAACUCUUCAAAUGAUUUGGGUGACCAGUCUACUAAGGAAAGAGUCGGAAACUCACAUAAGCCAUUGAAUGAAGAGUUGGCCUGUAGCCGUGUAGAGCAACCUCAGCAAAAUAACGACGCCUCUAACGUUAGCACUUCUUCAGAGACGAACAGGAGGAAAAGUAUUAAAGACAGUCUCAAAAGUGCCAUGACUGGGAAUGCCAAGGCCCAAACCCCAGUGAUUUCUAGGAGUAAACAGCUCAAAGAGACUCUCCUGUGUGAGGAAAUCAGCAUUGUUAAGAAAGCAAUUGAGUCACCGUCAGAUGACCUUGGCCCUUUUUAUUCACUCCCCAGCAAAGUGAGAGACCUUUACGUUCAGUUGAAAGGAAUCAAAAAACUAUAUGACUGGCAGCAUACUUGUUUAACAUUAAGUUCUGUGCAAAAAAGAAAAAAUUUAAUAUAUUCCUUGCCAACGAGUGGCGGAAAAACCCUUGUGGCUGAGAUUUUAAUGCUACAAGAACUGCUCUGCCGACAGAAAGAUGUUUUAAUGAUCCUUCCGUACGUGGCGAUUGUCCAGGAAAAGAUUUCCAGUUUAUCAAGUUUUGGUAUAGAACUUGGGUUCUUUGUUGAAGAAUAUGCUGGAAGCAAAGGAAGAUUUCCUCCAACUAAAAGGAGGGAAAAGAAAUCGCUGUACAUUGCUACCAUUGAAAAAGGGCAUAGCCUGGUGAACUCCCUGAUUGAAACUGGAAGGAUCAGCACGCUAGGUCUGCUUGUCGUCGAUGAGUUGCACAUGAUUGGUGAAGGGAGCCGUGGUGCCAUACUGGAGAUGACCCUGGCAAAAGUCCUCUACACGAGCAAAACAACCCAAAUUAUCGGCAUGAGUGCAACAUUAAACAACGUAGAAGACCUACAGGAGUUCCUUAAAGCUGAAUAUUACACCAGUCAGUUCAGACCAGUCGAAUUAAAAGAAUACCUGAAAGUAAAUGACACAAUAUACGAGGUAGACAGCAGAGCUGCGAAUGGCGUGACUUUCUCACGUCUCCUCAGUUACAAGUAUUCUGAUGUCCUGAAAAAGAUGGAUCCGGAUCACUUGGUAGCACUGGUGACAGAAGUUAUUCCUAACUACUCCUGCCUGGUUUUUUGUCCCACUAAGAAGAACUGCGAAAAUGUAGCAGAAAUGUUGUGCAAAUUUUUAAGCAAGGACUAUCUAAACCACAGAGAGAAAGAAAAGAGCGAAGUGAUUAGAAACCUGAGGGGUGUCAGCAGUGGGAAAGUGUGUCCUGUCUUGAAGCACACCAUCCCUUUCGGAGUCGCCUAUCACCACAGUGGUUUAACUAGUGAUGAACGCAAGCUUCUGGAAGAGGCCUACUCCACAGGUGUGCUCUGCCUUCUCACCUGCACAUCCACCUUGGCAGCCGGGGUCAAUCUGCCCGCGCGGAGAGUCAUCUUGAGAGCUCCCUAUGUGGCUAAAGAAUUCUUAAAGAGGAAUCAGUAUAAGCAGAUGAUUGGCAGGGCUGGCCGUGCCGGGAUAGACGCUGCCGGGGAGAGUAUUCUCCUACUGCAAGAAAAAGACAAGCAACAGGUCCUGGAACUAAUAAACGGACCACUAGAAAACUGCUACAGCCAUCUUGUUGAGGAAUGUACGAAGGGAAUCCAGAGCUUGCUUCUCUCUUUAAUUGGCUUAAAGAUUGCAACAAGUCUUGGUGACAUAUAUCAGUUUAUGAAUGGUACAUUUUUUGGUGUUCAGCAAAAGAUUUUAUUGAAAGAAAAAAGUCUCUGGGAAAUAACUAUUGACGCACUUCGACACCUGACAGAGAAGGGACUUGUACAGAAAGACAGCCGUGGUGAUCCUGAGGAGUUACAGUGCUGUUUCCGUAUUACAAAACUGGGCCAAGCUUCUUUCAAGGGAGCCAUUGAUUUGGCCUACUGUGACACUCUGUAUAGAGACUUGAAGAAAGGUCUUGAAGGACUUGUACUGGAAAGCCUCCUCCAUCUAGUCUACCUAACAACGCCCUAUGACCUGGUUCCUCAGUCUGAGCCUGACUGGAUGGUGUACUUCAGGCAGUUUGGUCAACUCAGUCCAGCAGAGCAAAAUGUGGCCACUCUCCUUGGAGUCUCCGAAAGCUUUAUUGGGAAAAGAGCAUCCGGGCAAGCCAUUAGAAAGAAGGUGGACAAGGGCAUCGUCAACAGGCUCUAUCUGUCCUUCAUCCUCUACUCCUUGCUGAAGGAGACCAGCAUUUGGAGUGUGUCUGAGAAGUUCAAUUUGCCCCGAGGAUACGUUCAGAAUCUACUUACAGGAGCCGCCUCCUUCUCAUCGUGCGUGCUGCAUUUCUGUGAGGAGCUGGACGAAUUCUGGGUUUACAGAGCCCUUCUGGUAGAACUUACCAAGAAACUGACAUACUGCGUGAAGGCAGAGCUAAUCCCACUCAUGGAAGUGACGGGGGUCUUAGAGGGUCGAGCAAAGCAGUUAUACAAUGCAGGUUAUAAAAGUAUCAUGCAUUUAGCCAACGCCAACCCAGAAGUGCUGGUGAGGACAAUCGAUCAUCUGUCCAGACGGCAGGCCAAGCAGAUCGUUUCCUCGGCAAAGAUGCUGCUGCAGGAGAAGGCGGAGGCUCUGCAAGAAGAAGCACAGGAAUUACUGAGCUUGCCUCCAGACCUCCCUGGGCUGGGGGAUCCCAACACCGAAGAGGCCGGAAGCCAUGCUGGGGAGGCCACUCCGUGACAGGGCAUUUGCCUAAAAUGCCUGAAGGCCCUGUGUGAGAUCCUCAGUACCUCCAAGAAAGAAGAAAAAGCUGACAGGGUUAUAAGUUAGCAGGGAGGUGAGCACCUGUAAUCCAGCACUUGGAGGGAGAGUUAGGGAAAUUGAGUGUUAAAAGUCACCUUCAACUGCAUAGAGAGUUGGAGGCCGGCUACGUGAGGCCCUGUCUCAAAAAAAAAAGCAAAUGUAUGUUUUCAAAUUUGAUUUAUUUAUUAUAUAUAUAUAUAUUAUUAUUGAAAUUUUCCUCUAUAAAUGAAUUAUAUUUUAAUUAUAUAUUACAAACUGUGGAUGAACUUUUUAAAACAAA